Messenger RNA from Astrephomene gubernaculifera, 14254 nucleotides. The record is from the annotation of a GenBank genome assembly. NCBI's taxonomy places the organism in Eukaryota, Viridiplantae, Chlorophyta, Chlorophyceae, Chlamydomonadales, Astrephomenaceae.
UGGGAUAGUUGGCGUUUACUAUUCAGUUUCGGGGACAACUGGACGCGAACGGAUGCGGAUUGCCGGGAUUAGGCUAGACAAUGUUACAAAGUGAGCAGCAAACAUUAUUGUUUGUUAGUCUAAUACAUGUGUGUGCAUACUGCAAGCGCGGGCCCAAGCAAGGCACAGACAACAUGUACGACGGUCAAUGCAAAACUUUCUGGCGCUUGGUUCACAAGUGAACGCAGUUGUAAACAGUAUUGAAUAGGACACCGACAUGCUGGCAACUUAAUUUAUAUCUGUGCCUCUAGUUAACGUUCAAACUGGUGACAGGUGUGCUGACCAUCGGCAUGAGGCUUUCUUCUAUUGUAUUUGGGCAGUAACCUGGCCCAAACUGGUUAUGGAUAAAGUAGAUUCGUCGGCGUGGGCGGCAGGCGCAUCAAGUAGUAAUGCUGCCAGUGAUGGUUCUGCGCGGGCGUCUCCAUCUUCUCCGCCGCGAGGAAAGGGGAACAGUGGCUUUAGCCUUCAGGUGGAACCGGGCCCGUUGCAUGCUUCCCCGGCAGCAGCUGGAGCUGAAACUCACAUUGCAUCAUCGGAGCUGCGACCCGACCCUACCUUUUCCCCCAACGCUCAGCCACCAAUGCACGUGCAUCCUUCGGCACAUGAACGGGCUGAUGGGCGGCAAAGGCAAGGGCAAGGGCCAAUACUACCAGGCGAUCCUCCGACAGCAGACCGUCAGCAGAGCUCCGGACAGCAUUACAGCCAGCAGUUUGGCGCAACCGUGUGGGCCUCGCAACACGAGGAAAUGAACAGCAGUAUGGGCGUGCAUGGCGCUGCAUCCAGUGCAACUGCCGCAUUCGGCAUCUCUAGCUCAACCCCGUCAGCAACCGGACCAUCCAUGGACUCCGCGUCAGCCGUUCCAACGUCGCCACCGCCCGCCACAGCUGGCGUGGAAACCGACCUGCUCUUUGGCUCUCGCAGGAUAACAGUCUCAGGGCCGCCCAUGAGCCACCAGCGAGUAGAACUGUACCCAGAUGGAAUGGUCUUGACUGUAUCCCGACCAGGCCCAGUUGACCCCUCUUUAGGGCGUGGUGACAACAUCCUUAUCGACAACAUGAGCCCGUACAUGGGUGACGCGAACCUCGGCGCCCAUGCCCAACCCGGAUUGCACUGGUCUAGCGCCCAUGGUGCAUUAGCGGCAGCAGCAGCGGGAACAGGAACAGGGGGCAGUCCAGCUACCACGGAGGUCACUCCGCAGACACGAACCCACACGCCGUCUCCGGCUGGGAGCCCACCUCGAUCUGGGUCAGCUUACGUGACCUCACCUGCAAGGCAUGGUCGGCCGGCAUGGCCCUUUGGCGGGUUGGCCGAUGGAACGGCCGUACAUCUCACCACACACCCGUACAGCCCGAUCUCAAACAACACAUCCAUGCAACGCCUUCCCCAGCAUGAGCAACAGCAACCUCAUGGCCACAGCCGCCACCAGCAGGGUGCACCUCAACAGUCGCUGCCACCGCAGCAACCGCGACCCCAGCAGAUGUCUACUGAGCCUUCAACUGAGCGCUCUGCUGCGAUCACGACAGGCACUGAAGGCGAAACCGUGACGCCAUCGCUGAGCACUUCCUCCCGUAGUGCCGUACAUGCCGCGGCUAUCGUACAGCACGAUGCCUCACAGUACGGCACCGCUGUACGGCAUCAUGAUAGCGGCACGUCGUACGGUGCAUCUCCACGUGUCAGCGCAGCGUCGUACCACACAACACCACGUGGCAGCGCAACGCCCUACCAGUAUCUCGGCGCGGCACCUCGGGAUGGCACGACUUCAAACGCCGCAACACCGCGCGACGCCGGCAUGCCGUACAGUACGACGCCGUACACUGCUUCCCCUCAGUUUGGCGCCAUGUCGACGCCUGUGCCCGGGCCAGUUUGGCCGCCGUCACCGUCCGCCCAAGGUGGCGAUGGCGGUGCUGCUGCUGCUGCUGGUGGCAACGCUGCAAGGAUUGCAUCAUCGUCCGGUCACCCGCGACCAGCAACACCCCGGGAAACACCCGGCAGCAGCAGCAGGCUAGACUCCCGUUCGCCUGGUCCCCGCCCGCCCAGCAUGUCCCCGCAGUCACCCCUGUCUCCUCCCGCACAGCGCAGUCCGCCCAGGGGUCCGCCCCAGUUGCCGCCCUCAGUGCGCCCAUCACCCGAGCACUAUGGCUACACCCAGGCAUACGCGUACACCGGGGGUGCUGCUGCUGCUAGCGGCGGCGCCGGCGGCUUCGUACCGCAUUCACCGCCGGGUGGAACGGCCACGCCGCGGCGAUCGCCGUCACCCUCGUCUGCUUCGUGGCUUCCGCAGUCAGGGGGUGCGGCUGCCAGCACUCCGCGCGACGGCUCGGGCGUGUCGCCCUCAGAGCUUCGGAACAAGUACAGGAGGAGCAAGCAGCUCCUGCAGACGUACAUGAAGGAAAUCGACACGCUGCGCACACAGCUGGUGUCUGAGGGCCGGCGCGCGGGUGUGCUUAGCGCCCAUGUGGCUGCACUGCAGGGCCAGGUGGAGAUGGCCGGUGAUAACGUGUCACUACUGGCGUCCACCCAGGCUGAGAAGAUGAUGGUCAUGGAGAAGCUGCGGGAGGCCAGGGAGCUGGUGGAGGCGUUCCAGGGGCAGCUCUCAUCGGCUCAGACCCAGAUCCGCGCCCUGGAGCAGCAGCAGUCCGGCAUGCUAUCGGAGUUUGCGGCGGAACGGCAGCGCAGGGAGGCGCAGUUUGUGGAGGAGCGCAAGAAGCUCGAGGCUGCUCGGGCGGAGGAGCAGGCGCAGCGCAUUGCCUACCUGGCUGCGUUCCAUGAGGACCGCGAGCAGUGGGAGGCAGCAGCCGCAGAGCAGCAGCGGGCAGUCAGGGCGGAGUGCGAGGAGAGGAUGCUUGCGCUUGAAAUUGAGCACAAACGGCAACUGGAGGAGGCCGCAGCUGCAUGCGACGCAGCCGUGCAGGAAGCAAGGGCGCAGGCCCAGGCGGCGAUAGAGGCAGCCGACGCGUCCAUGCAGCAGGCCAGGGCGCAGGCACAGGCGGCUGCAGAGGCGGCAGAAGCAGCAGUCCAGCAGGCACGAGCUGAGGCGCAGGCUCUGGCGGAGGCAGCAGCAAAGGCUGCGGAUGCAGAAGUGAAGCUCAUCAGGGCGCAAGCGCAAGCUGCAAUAGAGGCUGCAGAGGCGGAGGCGAAGCAUGCGAGUGCGCAAGCGGCGGCGAUGGCUGAAGCGGCGGCUAAAGCGGCGGAUGCGGAGGCGAGGUUGGCAAGGGCGCAAGCACAGGCGGCGGCAGACUCAGCAGAGGCCGAGGUGAAGCAUGCUGGGGAGCAUGCGCAAGCUCUAGCCCAAGCGGCAGCCAAGGCAGCGGAGGCGGAGGCGAAGCUCGUUAAGGCACAAGCACAGGCGGCGAUUGAGGCAGCAGAGGCGGAGGCAAAGCAGGCCAAGGCUGCAGCUCAGCUGGCGAUAGAAAGCGCGGAGGCGGAGGCUAGGCAAGCAAGGGCCGAAGCGCAGGCGCUGGCUCAAGCCGCAGCCAAGGCUGCAGAGGCAGAGGCGAAGCUUACCAAGGCCCAAGCGCAGGCUGCGAUUGAGGCAGCUGAGGCGGAGGUCAAGCAAGCCAAGGCAGCUGCGCAGAAGACAGCUGAGGAGGCGGCGGCACAGGUGAAACGAGUGAAAGAGGAGGCGCAAGCGCUAGCAAGGACUGCGGUGGAGGCAGCGGAAGCAGCAGCAGAGGCGGCGAGGGCUGAGGCCAAGGCAGCUGCUGAGGCAGUCCAGGCAGCCCUCCAGCAAGCCAAGGCCGGUGCUAAGGCAGCAGCCGAAGCAGCUGAGGCAACCGCGCAGGAAGCCAGGGCGGAGGCCAUGGCUGCAGCUGAAGCGGUGGUCAAGCAGGCCAAAGCCGAAGCUGAGGCAGCUAUGGAAAAGGCGAAAGCCGAGGUUAAAGCUGCAGAGGCGAUGGCUGCGGCGGCGGAGGCAGCUUUGCAGCAGGCCAGGGCCGAGGCCAAGGCAGCGGCGGAGGUGUCUGCUGCAGCAGGCGCAUCUGCGGUGCAGCAGGCAAGGCUCGAAGCCAAGUCAGCAGCGGCAGCAGCCGAGGCAUCCGUGCAAAAGGCUCGGGCAGAGGCCCUGGCGGCAGCUGAAGCAGCUGAUGCUGCCGUUCAGAAGGCUCGCGCAGAAGCAAGGGCGGCGAAGGAGGUGGCGGCCGCAGCUGAGGCUGUCGUACAGCAGGCGCGCGCCGAAGCCAAGACGGCAAAGGAGUCGGCGGAGGCGACCGUACAGCAAGUACGGACGGAGGCCCGAAUGGCAGUCGCGGCAGCCGAGGCAGCUGCACAAAAGGCCAGAGCAGAGGCUAAGGCGGCCACCGAAGCGGCCGAGGCCGCCGCGCAACAGGCGAGGAUUGACUCCCAUGCAUCAAUGGAGGUUAAGGCGGCGGCGGAGGCAGCCAAGGAACAAGCACUUGCAGAAGUCAAGGCUGCGAAGGAGGCUGUGGCGGCGGCGGAAGCCGCCGUGCAGCAGGUUCGGGCCGAAGCCAUGGCAGCUGCUGAAGCGGCGGAGGCCCGGUUGCUUGAGGUUCGGACAGAGGCAGAGGAGCAGGUGGCCCGGGCGCUUGCGGAGGCCAGGGCCGCAGCCGAGGCCGCUGCCAAGAUGGCCGAGGCGCACGUCCAAGAGGCUAAAGCGCAGGCCCAGGCUGCUGCAGAGGCGCAUGCAGCGGAGCUGGAGGCAGCUGCUAAGCAGCAUGCCGAGGAGGUGGAAGCGCAACAACGGCAGCAUGCGGCUGAGCUGGAUGCGGCUCGACGGCAACACGUGGUCGAGCUCGCAGCCGCACACAGACAAUACGUCGCUGAUCUGGAUGCAGCGCGACGGCAGCAUGCUGCAGAGGCAGAUGAGGCACGCCGUCAGCAUGCCGUGGAGAUGGACGAAGCGCAGCAGCGGCAUGCAAGGGAGGUUGAGGAGCUGCGGACAAGGCAUGCGGAGGAGAUGGCGGAGGUGCGCAGGCAGGGCACGGUGCGAUUGGAUGAGGUGCUUGACCGGCAUGCGGCGGAGAUGAAGGAGGCUCGCAGUCGGCAUGCAGCGCAGGCAGAGGAGGCAAGGGUACGACAUGCGGAUGAGCUGGAGCAGGCGCAUGUACGACAUGCCGCGGAACUGGAGGAGGCGCGUUUGCGGUAUGCCAGGCAGCUGGCUGAGGCAGAGGAGGCAUUGGCUGCCAAGGGAGCUGAGGUACGUGAGCUACGUACCCGGCUGGCGGAUGUGGAAGUGCAGCGCGGCGAGGCUGCUGUGGCUACGAGCGCCAGGGAGGGACAGUUCCAGGCAUUGAGUCGGCAGGUUUCGGAGCUUCAGUCGGCACUUCAGGAACGCGAAGCCCUCCUGAUUUCGGCUCAGGAGGCUGCAGCCGCGUCUCAGCGGGAGGCUGCCCGCCAGCGUCAAAGCCACGCGCAGGAGUUGGAGGAGCUGCACCAGGCGCUGGAAGACGCCCGCACCGCCUCUCGGAAAGCGGCGCAGGUGGCCGCCGAGAGCUCUGCCCGCCUGGCUUCCGCUGAGGAUCGGCUGGAGGAGGCUCCACGCCGGGAGCAGCAGCGGGUUGAGACGGCACUGCGGGAAGCGCAGGAGCAGCAUCGCCAGGAGAUGGCGGCCGUGGUGCAAAAGAUGCAGCUAAGCGCGCAGCAGCAGCUUCUGGAGCUGCGCGCCGCCUCCAGCGCUGCCAAGGAGGCGAUCAGCGGCGAGUUGGAGGUGCAGCUGGAGGCCACUCGGCGGGAGGUGGAGCGCGUGAUGGGGCUGCUGGAGAGCCGCAGUAACGAGGUGUCCUCGCUGCGUGGAUCGCUGGAGGAUGCCUCACGGGAGAGGGACAGGUUGGCUGCAACGGCCAGCGAGUUGCAGGAAAUGCUGGCCAAGGUGCAGCAGCGCAUGGAGAAACAGGAAAAGAAGCACGGCCGGGCGUUAGAGCGAGUGCAGCAGCAGCGUGAGCAACACGUCGCUCGGCUACAAGAGGAGCUUGAGGCUCUGCGGUCAAGCGUGACCUCGCGCGUUGAGCGAGCCCUGCAGGGCUACGCUGCACAAGUGGCCUCCAGCCAGCAAGCGGCGGUGGCGGCGGCGGAGGCCCGGGCAGCCGCUGCAAUGGCAGCGGAGCGUUCCGCAGCGGAGGCGGCGAUGCGGCGCAUGCGGGAACAGGCCGCCGCAGCGGAGGCCGAGCUCCGGCAGCGGUUGGCGCAGGUGCAAGCUGCGCAGACGCUUUGGGAGGAGCAGCGUAGGAGGCUGGAGGAGCGUGCGGCGGCGGCGGAGGGGGCGACUGCGGCGGCGAGGGCGCGUUGUGGAGAGAUUGAAGCGGUGGCACGAGCCUCGGCAGAUGCCGAGACGUCGCUACGAGCGCGGCUGACGGCGACGGAGCGACAGGCGGAAGAGGCGCGGACGGCGCUGAAAGCGGUUGAGCAGCAGCUGGGAGACACGCGGCGGCAGGCGGAAGCGGCACGGAAGAGCGCCGAGGAGCUGCGGGGCGUGUACGGCAUCCUUGCACAGCUGGGCCUGACGGCGUCGGCGGUGGAGGCGGUGGCGGCGGCGGCGACGGCGUCAUCGGGGCCGCAUGCUUCCGGCGUGCCGGUGACGCUAGCGGCGCUGCGGAGUCAACUCGCGGCUGCGUUGUUGCCUUCACACCAGGCGCCGCCGCUUCCGAUCAUGCUGCAACAGCACUACCUGCAGCCGCAUCCGGCAACCGUGGCGUCGUCUUCGCUUGCAGCGGCGGCAGCAGCCUUGCCCGCGGGAAUGGUAGCAGCACCGCCCGCGACUGACAUGAGGCGUGGGGCUGCGAGUGAGGAGAGCAGCGAGAUUCGGGCGCUGCGGCGGCGGCUGCAGACCGCGCGCUUGGAAGGGCUGUCGUACCGAAGGCGACUGGCGGAGGCGGUGCAGCGGGAGCGCACGCAAGAGCGACGGCGGCUGCAUCAGAGAAGGGAGGAGCAGGAGCAGCAUCAACUGCAGCAGCAGCGAAGCCAGCGGCACGGUCGCAGUACCCAUGGUCGAAGUCGGAGUCUAGGGAGAUCUGGAUCGCUUGCUCGUUCUCGAGAUCGGGACCAUGCGGAGCGACGGAGAGACUUGGAAGCGGCGGGGUUGGAUCUGGAAGGAACGGGAACCGACUGGGAGCUGGAUUCUCUCAGGAACCUUGACUUGGGAUCCUUGUCUGAUUUCGACAUGGAUUAUGACUUGGACUGGGAUCGGAAGCUGAGGCGUGGCGGUAGCGGCAGCAGUCGCAGUCGACGGCGGGGCGACAUCGGAUCUGAUUACCCAAAUCCGGAUCACGAUCCUGUGCCGUACAGCGAUGGCGACGCCUACUACUCCACCGGAAGCCCCGGUCAUGGUCGCUGCCGCGACUGGUGGCAUGGAACCCCAAGCGACGACGGCAGCAGCGGGAGCAGCGGCGGCGGCGCCGGCCCCAACCCCAGUCGCCGCCAUCCACCCAGGGGCCGCCCGACGCCAGGCCGACCCGCGCGCCGCGAUCAUGGCAACAGCGGCAGUGGUGCCGGCGGCGGCGGCGGCGGCAGUAACGGCCGCCGGGAGCAUGAUAACGGCCGCAGUAACAGUCACUGGCGCAGUGACGCCGCCGCUGCGGCGGCGGCGGCGCUGCGACUACGUGUACGACAGCUCGCCUUGGAGCUGCGUGCCUGCAGGGCCCGGGAGGAGCAAAGCCUGGAGGCUGUACGGCGGGCCGAUGAGGUGGUGCUGAAGUUGCAUGGAGCAGCGUCGCGUGCGCAGUUGGUACUGGCAGGGGCUCCAUGGCAGCAGGAGCAGCUGUUGGCGGAUGAGCUGUCCAAGGCCCUGGCACGUGCCUCGCGCCACCGGCAGCAAUUAGCUCGAGAACUGCCUGGCCUCUCGCACCGCAAGGGUGGUGACGGUGGCGGCGGGCGGGGCGCAGACAGGGGGACCUCCGACAGAGACCCUGCGUCAGGACUCCCAUCGCAGUCGCCUGAAGCCAACGCGGAACAACAGGCUGCGGCCGCCAAGGCAGCGGAGCUGGCGGCUGCUCAGGCGGAGCUGGCUGCCGCUGCCGCCACGGCGGGCUCCAUGAGGGCGCAGCUGGCGCAGCUGACGGAGGCGCAUGCGGCGGAGCUGGCGGCCACACGGGCCGCCGCGGAGGCUGCCAUCAAUCAGGCUUCCCAGCUGGCAUCGGAGGCUGAGGGCAGCCGCGCGGCGCAGCAGCGGCUCCAGCAGGAGCUGCAGUCACUGCGGCGGCAGCUGCGAGGAUACCGAGUGGCCGUACGGCAGCACAUGGACGAUGUACGGCAGGAGAUUGACCUGGCGAACCUGCCCCAACUGGCGCAUCAGGUCCUGUCCACAACUGAGCGCACGCUGGGCACAUGGACUCUGCGGGAGCAUGACCAAAUCCAGGCCACCCGACGUGCCGUCUCCGGGCUAAAGCGCGAUGCAGCCGAGUGCCGACAGCUGUUGGGGGCGCUCGCAGCCGCUCAGAGAGGACUGACCGUGCAGCAGACCGCGCGCAGCGCUGCGGCGGCUUCGGAGCUCUCAAAGCUGCGAGAGCAAGCCGCCCAGGAGUCCGCUGCGCUGCGGCGGCGCAGCGAGGCGCUGUCGGAGCAGGUGCGGGCGCUGAGUGCGGAGGGGGAGCUGCUGGCGGCCAAGGUGGCGGAGCUGCAGUCCGACAAGGACCGCUCCGAAGCCGCUUGCACGGCAUUCCGGCAGCAGGUGGAGAGCGCGCGGCAGGCGGUGGACGCGGAGCGUCAGGCGCGGGAGCAGUUGGAGGAGCGGUUGCAGGCGGUUGCGGCGCAGGCGGUGAGGGCGGCGGAGGCGCAGCGAGACGCGGCGCAGGCGGCGGCGGAGGCGGCGGCAGGGAGGGCCCUGCGGACGGCCAAGGAGCGCGAGGCUGAGGCGGCACAGAGCCGAGCUGAAUGGGAAUCGCGGUUGCAACGUGAACGCACUCGACUGGAGUCUCAGCUACAGGAGCUGCGGCAGAGCAGCGACGCCGCGGCGGCGGCAGCAGCGGAGCAGCUGCGUGCCGCCACCGAGCAGGCGCAGACGCUAAAGGAUCAAGUGACGCGGCAGGAGGAAGCGCUGGCCGGCAUGCGGGUGGUGUUGAUGGAUGCCGAACAGCAGCUUAGGGAAGCCAGGUUGGCGCUUCGGGAGGCGGAACGACGCGCCGAGGCGGCGGAAGCGGCAGAGUCAGCGGGCGAGGAGCUGCUAGCGGAAGCGCAGCGUCGUGCUGAGGCGGCGGAGGCGAAGCUGGCGGCGGUGACGGGACAGCUGACGGAGUCGCAGAGGAAGGUGGAGGAGGUGGCGGCGGCGCAGAUAGAAGCGGCGCUGCGCCGGACGGAGGCGGCGGAGGCGGCUGCGAAGGCGGCGGAGGCAAGGGUUGAGGAGGCGCGGCUCCAGCGAGCGGCGGCGGAGGCGAGGGUGGCGGCGGUGACGGCGCAGCUGGCGGAGGCACAGCGGGAGGCUGAGUCGGCGGCGAUGGCGGCGGCGGCGGAGCUUGCUGACGCACAGGCUCGUCGCGAUGCCGCCGAAGCGGAAGCCCAGGCAGCGAAGGCGCAGCGUGACGUAUCAGCAACGGAGGCUGAGACGGCUCGGGCGCAACGCGACGCAGCGGCAGCGGAGGCCGAGAUUGCAAAGGCGCAACGGGAUAUGGCACGUGCAGAGGCCGAGACAGCGCGAAUCCAACGAGAGGCAACCGCCGCGGAAGCUGAAAGGUCGCAGGCGAAGGCCGAGGCGGCGAUGUCUGAAGCGGAAGUCUUGCGGGCCGCCCGUGACGCGGCAGCGUCCGAGGCGGCGGAGGCGCUCGCACGCUUUGCGGAGGUCAAGGAGGAGCUCCAGCGGGCGCGCGGGGACUUGGCGUUUGAGCGGUCAGUCGUAGCCAGGCUGGAGCAGCAGCUUGCGAACGCAAGGGAGGAGGUGCGGCUCGCGCAGGAGGCUACGAUGGCGGCGCAGCGGGGCCAGCAGACGGAGCGGGACCGACUGGAGGAGCUCAUGUACGAGUUACAGGCUGCGGAGCGGAGGCUCGAGGCGGCCCGCUCCGCCUCCCGGUUGCAGGAGGAGCGGCUGCUGCAGGAGCAGGCGGAGGCGGACCAGGCGCGUGCGCAGCUGCGGGCCUGCCAGGCGAGGCUGUAUGAGCUGCAGCAGGCUGUUGUGGCCAUGGGUCUUGAUGUGGGUAUUCGUAGCAGCAGUGGAGGCGGGAGCGGGAGUGCGGGAAGUGGGAGCGGGAGCGGGGUGUGGGAUAGCAGGAGGUCAAGCGGCGGAGGGGGAGCAGCAGCGGCGUGGGGCGAGGGAGGAGGAGGAGCAGCAGCGGCUGCAGGCAGGCUUGGUGGCCAGGGGGUGCAAGGGGAGGCGAGCAUGGAGAAUCCCUCGCCGGGGUUUCGACGACCUGCAGAGGUAGAGCGUGUGGGUCGCAUGCGUGGUGUGCAUGCGUCCAUGGAUGAAGAGGGUCGGGCAGCGGCAGCCGAGGCAGCAGCAGCAGCGGCACUGCAUGCGCCCGGUAGCAGCGGCCUAGACAGCGGUGACAGCGGCAGCAUUGGCGAGUGCCUCGAAGGAAGCAGCGGGGAUGGGAGCUACAGCGCGGAUGGUACCUCAUCAAUCCUGCCCGCGGCGCCUCUCGCGGUUGCUAGUGAGCAGCACUUCCAAGUAGCCACUCCCAGGCUUUCCGCUGCAGCUGCUCCUCUCGUCGCGGAUUCUACCAUUACCACCACACACGGCGGAGCUGCGGCGUCGUCGGGACGGGCUGCUUCACCCACAACGUCCACUGCAGCUGCCGCUGCCAUGCCAAGCCCCCCUCCGUCGCAAGUUGGUGUAGUGGUGGUGGUGACUCACACACAACAACAGCAGCAGCAAGGCCAGUUGGAACAGCAGCCGGCAGAGGCACCUCAGGCACCAGUGCUGUCGCCGCAGUCGUCCAGGCCUGCAGUCUCCGCGCCAUCUCAUGAAGGAAAGGAACACCGACGAAGCGAUAAGCGCGGGCGCCGCCGGGCAGCAGCGGGAGCAGCAAGGGCGGCUUCUGGAGGUCCGGUGGCGCAGAUUCAGGCUUUGCUGGCGGAGGUCAGUCAGCAUUGUCAGCGUCUGCCUGCCAUAAACGAGGUCCUCGACCAAAUGCUACUGCCGGUACGAAGCAGUGGUGGCAGCAGCAUUAGCGGAGGUACGGCAAGCGCCAGGAGCAGCAGCGGAGGCAGCUACUACAGUGCCAGCGGCACGCGCGCUGCUGACGGUAGCGGCGGCGGUGUCAGCAGCAAUGCCAUGCGGACCUGCAGCAGCGGAGGCGGAGGCGGUAGCAACGGCGGCAGCGGGAGUGCUGUAACGAGCAGUGGAGGCGGAGGCAGCAACGGCGCGGAUGGAGGCGGAGAUGAUUUCCUAUACACCCCCGCGGCAGCGGCGGCGUUGGAGCAGUUGGUGGGGGUGUUGGGUGGUGCCAUGGCUCUAGUUGCGCAGCUGGAGAAUUCCAUGGCGUCGAGUGCUUCGGAAAGCUCGUUGGGGCAGUCUGCAGCGGCAUCGGAGUCGGCGGACGUUGGGGAAGAGGAGGAAGAGGAGGUUGGCGAGGGCACGGAGCCGGCGGAGAUGGAUGCAGCGGGUGUGCAGGCGGCGGAGGCGCAGGUGGUUGAGGCGGAGCGGGCGUUGAAUCGACACCGGCGGCAGUUGGAGGAGACGCUGAUGCGGGUUGCGGAGGUACGGCGGUUCGUAGCGGAACGCGGGGUGGGUGCCGUGACGGCGGCGGAGGCGGAGGUGCUUGAAAUGGCGACGCUGCAACCCGCGUCUUCCGGCGGCUCGGCUUUGGCAGGGAGGACUGCGUCACGGUGUUUUGACAGGGACAGCGAAGGCGGCCGGAGCAGCGGUGGCAGCAGUGAGGGAGGCGUGGGCGGCAGUGGUGCUGAGGAGGAGGGGUUGAAUAAGCUACCUCAAAAGGAGCCCUCGCAGCCGUUGUUGGAGGGUUCGGCGUCUCUGGUGUACAGCUUCGACGUAGACAACUCGGCGCAGCAGCAGCAGCAGCAGCAGCCGGCAUUCCGCGGCUUUCCAACUGCUCAUGUCGAGAGCCCCCCUCAGCACUCUGAGGACUUCCCGUCACAUCUAUCGCAUCGGGCGCCCUCCCCUCCCCUGCCGCUGCCAGAUUCGCCUCCUCGGCAGGGGGAGCAUCGUCCUCGGGAAAGCGUCGUAUUAGAAGCGGAGCCGUCACUCAGUGGCGAGGAGCUGCUGGUGACCGACGGGUCAGUGGCGACCAGCCGUGCGCAGCACGAUGACGUGCAGCCUCUGCACCCGUCCCCGGAGCCGCAACCCCGCCCACGUCUUCCGCUGCACCUGAAUUUCGCGUCGGUAGAUGGGAACAGGUCGCAACAGUAUCAGCAGCAACAGCAGGUUGCAUUGUUGGCGUCACUGGGUGACUAUCAGGGGCGGCAAGGUGCGCCAUACCAACUACAACGCAGGUCAAGACAAUCGCCGGAACGGGAAUCGGUGUCGCACUCAGAACGGCAGACGGAGCUAGAAGCCAACGCACAUGGACAGCAAGGGUUACAAACAUCACGCGAAUCUCGGCAAGAGUCUUUCCGAGGGGGCCGGACGUCAUCUGGAUCUGGGUCAGAUCGAGAUCGCGAUCGGUCCGCUCGCGACCCAGAUCGGGAGCGCGUUCGUUGGGAGCUGGAGCGCGAGCGGUUAAGGGAUCGGCUACGAGCCAUUGCAGGCGGCGUGGUGUCUCCGCAACCGCCCUCGCCGCUGCAGCAGCAGAUAGGCUCCUUUGCAUUGCGCAGCCUGGGCAGCUCUAGCAGCGGCGACGGCAGCGGCAGCAGCAGCCGCAGGGAAAGCAGCGCCGGCGGCGGCACCAGCUCCAGCGGCAGUGCGAGUAUCGGCAUGGGCCGCAGCGGCGGGGUUGAACCCCUUGCGCUAGGUCACAACCCCCGCCUUGGCUUGGGCAGCAUAAGCGGCCUGGCGGUUCCUGCGCUGUACGGGGCCGACGCGGCUCCCUUCCCAACGCAACGGAGCUCCAAGGCCAACAGCGCACCCAACACGGCCGUGCCCGGCCACGCCUCCUCCCGCCUGCAUGCACCGGCAGCAGCAGCGGGGCAACACGGCAGUCCUGCAGCCGCAGCAGCCCCCUCACAGCCCCUGCAGCCGCUGCCGGUACCUGGCAGCCACAUGCUAGCGGCGAACGCCCCCAGUCGACCAGGCAGGUACACCUCACCGCCGCAGCGGAGGCCCUUCCCGUCGCCUCCGUCGGCUGCGGCAGCAACGGCGGAGGCGGUUGCUAGCUCGGCUCGCGAGGCGUUGAUGGCGCUGCUUGAGCCCCAUGCGCCGCAACACCCGCUACAGCUGCAUCACCAGCCGCAGCAGCAGCAACAGCGGGAGACCUUCCGUACGGCGCCAGCGCCGGUAAGUUCUGCUGCGGUGGCGGCUGCGGCGCCCGAUGCAUGGGAGGACGCUGCGGGCCCGUCGAUGUCGAUGUCAUGGGGCUUAUCUCUCAGCAGCCAUGCGACCGCCUCGUCCGCUGGCGGCAGAGAUGCCUCAGUGCCGUCAGCGGCGGCGUCGACGUCAACGUCAGCACCUGCGCCGGCGGCGGUGGCAGCUGGGGCGACGGCGCCAGGGUCUCAGGAGGGGGGCCGUGUCCGUAACAAGUCUCGGACGUCGGAAGUAAGGCGGAGUUAUGCAGCGUUGCAUUUGGGAAGGGGUCCGGGAAGUGGAUGAUAGUGUGGGGCCAUGCGUAGGAACGGACGCGUUGGGAUAGCAUUGGGUUAGGGACCCUUGGCUGUGUUUUUCCAUAACAACGGCGAUGUGAUUGUAAGGGUUGGGGAGUGGAGGCGGUUUGCCAUGAUGUAUAGCGCGCUGUGAGGGUUGCGACAUGUAGGGAAGUUCAUUACCCUAUUGUCUUGUACAUAUAUCGAUUUCUGCGUACGACAUGUUGCAUCGAGGGGGACUGUACAGCCACUGCAUGCGCUGCAUGUAAUAGACUUGCUGACAGGGGUUUGUGCUCCGUCCUAACCUGUCGACCCUUGUAAGGGUCCUAGCCGGUCUUAGCACUGUUGUCCGUGUCUUAUGCUGCCUAUAGCCCGCAUGCAAAUGCCCCUGUGAACCUUAUGACCUGCGAUUAAGGCAUUGCGCCUCUGCGUGAUAUGUAUAGAUACAACAUGCGUUUUACGGGGAUCGCAGUUGUUGCAUAUGAUCCAUCCAAGUUGCUUAAUGGAGAGCAUAGCCAGGGUAAGCAUACCGUGAACAUGCUACAUGUAUAACAUUGUUCGGCGCUCCCACACACGUGCACGUGACACUACAACUCAGCUACCGUGCAUGGCCUGAUGUGUCGUCGGCCUCAGUCAUAGCACCUCG